UAGAGACACAUAGGCGGCUCUCAGACUCCCUCCCCAUUCCUGGGUCUGAAAGUUCACAAGCAACUGUCGCUCAGCUGGAAGGAGCGGGGCCUGGAGGAAACAUUUCAUUUGGAGAUGUCUGCAGUGAGGAUGAAGUUAAUCACAGUGCCAGCGCUGGUUGUGCUCGGAGUUUCAGCAGCCUGCUUUGGAGAGGAUGAUAAAAUUGUUGGAGGAUAUGAGUGUGUUCCUCACAGUGUCCCAUACCAGGUCUACAUCAGACGCUUUCGCAAACCCUGGUGUGGAGCAUCCCUCCUCAACUCUGACUGGAUCCUAUCGGCAGCUCACUGUUACCUACGGCCCAGGCUGUUGAACGUGUGGGUCGGGGCCCACGACCUAUCCAUGGAGGAAAGCUCCCGGCAGUUUUCCACGGUUGUUCAAGCGAUCCGACACCCCGGCUACAGCCACAGAACCACCGACAACGACAUCAUGCUGCUGAAGAUUUCUCCGCCGGCAAAGCUCAAUGACAAAGUCCAACCCGUCCGGCUACCCAGCUCCUGUGCCGGGAAUGGGAGCCAGUGUCUAGUCUCUGGGUGGGGCAACACUGUGCUGGAAGGGGAGCAGUACCCUCACCGUCUGCAGUGUCUUGAAGUCCCCAUCCUCCCAGACCCCGAGUGCAGGGGUAGCUAUGGUGAUACAGUCACCCCCAACAUGUUCUGCGCUGGAUUCCUGGAAGGUGGAAAAGAAGCAUGCCAGGUCGACUCUGGGGGUCCGCUGGUGUGUGACGGGGUGCAGCAAGGUAUCGUCUCAUGGGGCCUGGGCUGCGGAAACCCUGGCUGGACCACCAUUUACACCAAGCUCUGUAACUACGUCUCCUGGAUCAAUGAGACCAUAGCAUCCAACUGACAGCAUCUGCUCACUCUUCGCCAAACACCUGACCUGUGGUCACAUUAAAGACCGACCUU
Stegostoma tigrinum is the source of this 941-nucleotide messenger RNA. Its product is annotated as cationic trypsin-3-like. Gene Ontology annotation, molecular function: serine-type endopeptidase activity. The transcript is spliced from 5 exons. The record is from RefSeq and is a predicted model, not a curated record. Bases 115 to 882 code for a protein of 255 amino acids. NCBI's taxonomy places the organism in Eukaryota, Metazoa, Chordata, Chondrichthyes, Orectolobiformes, Stegostomatidae. Gene Ontology annotation, biological process: proteolysis.